This is a messenger RNA of Pocillopora meandrina, 10457 nucleotides long. The record is from the annotation of a GenBank genome assembly. NCBI's taxonomy places the organism in Eukaryota, Metazoa, Cnidaria, Anthozoa, Scleractinia, Pocilloporidae.
GCUCGGACUAGCCGGAUUAACGCGAUGAAAAUACACGAUAACUUUGAAAUUUGAUGUUUUAAACAUUUAUGUUGCUUUUUACUGAUGUGAUCAUUUCUGACUGAUGGAGUUUGUGGAGUAUAUCAAAUCACCGCGUGUUGACAAUGUGUAUCUCAAGCGCAGAGGAAUAGCUUAUUUGGAAGGAACUUUGUGCGUGACAGGUCAUCACUUGAUCUUCUCUUCUAGAACAGAACACAAGGAUGAGCUCAUUGUAAGUCACUUACUAAUAACAAUAGCCAGCAAAUCAUUUUCAUACGAGCUGAUUGAGUUACUUGAAAAGAUUACAAAGUAUUCAGAGUCAAACUCGUGAUCUGGUUAAUGUUUAACUUCAGUAUUAUGACGUUCAAAGUUCCCCAGGGUAUACUCCUUGUGGCCUUUUUGGUUUUUAUGGUUGAAGGUUUUUGAGGUGAUUUUUGCUUACUCUUCAAGCUUGUUCUAAAAAAUCCAAGAGAGGGGCACAUCUGCUGAAAAAAGGAAAGAAAUUAUUGAUAAUUUUCAGAACCAACUAUCUGAAUAUUUACCUUCAUUUCCAAAUGCAAAUAUGAAAAACAUUUCUUAUCAUUCGAAGAGUUGUCCUGGUAACCCAAUUUAACCAGUUGAUAUGAAGCCUGAAAAUCCAAAGGCAAUGAAAUGAAAAAUAAUUUGAGAGAUACCACAAUUUCUAUUAAAAAUUAAGCCUGAAAAUGUGUCCCCAAUUUACUAAGGCUCAGAACAUCAGAAUAUCCAUUCACUAGUUGUAUAUCACUGAAUUUAAAGUACACCUUGUUGGAUAAUUAAUGUAGCAUUCAACAGUUUCAUCCAAAAUGAUGCUAUCUUAGAUAUAGAUCUACAAGCAAGUGACAAAAUUAUUGGAUAAUUAAUGUAGCAUUCAACAGUUUCAUCCAAAAUGAUGCUAUCUUAGAUAUAGAUCUACAAGCAAGUGACAAAAUUAUUCCAACAGUCAACCCUUUAACCUCCAAGAUCUCCUUUGAAACUCUCCUUACUGUCUGCCAUACAGUUCUUGUGAUGUUAGUUUGGAGAAUUUGGUAUUGGAUCAACUAACAAUCCUCUAACUGAUAUUUUUCUUUAUUCUCAUCACUUGUCUGCUUGAUAUUGUAUUGAUAUCGUAAGGAGAAAUUCUGUCUUGGUUACUUAUGGGAGUUAAAGGGUUAAACUGCAAUCAAGAUAGUUAUUGGGAAAGAAGCCUUCUCCAGGCUUUGAUAAGGAUUCAACUUGUGCCUGUCACAUAAUAGUUUGAACCCUGUCCAUGCCUGACUUUUUUUUGUGUGCUUCUUUUUCAAUCUCAAUUUCUUGUGAGGAUCAUUUUGUAAGUUUCUGAUUCAUGCACAAGAAAAAAUAUGAUUUAUAGCAGAGCUUGCAGAGCGUAGCCCCAUAAGUAUACAAAAUAGUAGUAACCCAUCAAGCCAAAAAAAUUUGGUUGUAUGACCGUACGCCCAUAUGACCGUACGACCGUACGACCGUACGACCGUACGACCGUACAACCGUAUGACCGUAUGACCGUACAAGGUGCUACUUUUAACAUGCGUGGUCAACUGUACCACAGGCAUGCCAAUGCCAUGGCUUUGUCCAGUGGUCCAGUGGUCAGUGCACUAGGCUCCGAGUCGGACGACCUGGGUUCUAGUCCUGGCCAGGACAUUAAGGCAUUGUACUCUUGCGACAUGCGGGAAAAAAAAUGCGAGCUCCACUUUUAGGCUCGGCUAAAUCUAUAUAUUAUUAUUUAUUUUUAAUCCAUAAACUUUUACCUUACCAAGAGAAUAGGAUUAAAUCACCAUACAUUAAAAAAUGGAAAUAAAACAAAUUCAGAAGGACAGCCUUCUAGGAAACAGCUGCUUGCUAUUGUUUAAAAUUACUUUCAAGUCAAAAUGAUUUUGAGGUAGUUUUUAUUUUCCUUUGCUCUAUACACAUUGUCCUAAGAGAAAGAAAAGUAUAUAUUUUUUUCCUAUCUGUUUAACUUGUAGCUAUUGCACUCAGCAGUGGAACAAGUGGAGAAAAAAGCCAGAGGACAGCAAGGAAUAUUGACAAUCUGUUGUAAAAACUUUGAUUUGGUUAAACUGAGGUUUGGCCAAAUUGAAGAGGCAUUGAAUGUAGCUUCCUCUAUUGAAGUUCUCUCAACAAUUGGUAAGACAUACAGCUGAAAGGUUAAGCUAUGCUCUACUGCAUUAGAUAGUUCUUUACUUGCAUGGGUUCCUGGUGUAAAAUCUUUUGUGAUGUUUGACAUUAACUGAAUGUUAAUAUAUUCAGGUUAGAGGUAGUUACAGGCUAUUAGUGUAAAGAAACAGGUUGGAGAAUAUUUUUUGCAUCUGAAUUAGAAAUAAAGACAUGGAAAAGUAGCAGAAGAAUUCAUCAUAGUGGCUCGAGAAUUUUCCAAUCCUGGAUGUGUAAUGAGUAUUAUGAACACGCUGUAAUUCAGUCUAAUUACUAGUGUGCCACUUGGAAGGAUAUUUAUUGCCAAACUCUUUCAAUAAGAUGUAAUGUAGAAUUAUUUCUGAUUAGCAGUUUGGGUUUCAUGUUAUGACCAUUGAAAACUCUUAACAGCGUGUACAGUUAUUUUUUAUUGUGGUCUAUAAAAUUUAUAUUAUGAUUUGAACUUGGGAGGGGGGGGGAGGAUAUGUGAUAUUGUAGUCUUAUCAUUCAGAUGAGUGAGAAGGACUGUUGUUGGUAGUAGUAAUUAGGGAGUGAUAACAGUUGUUUCUACAACCUGUAGGGAAUUCAUCAUUAGAGUUGAGUGAUGAUGAAUUCCGCUCAGGUUGUAGAAACAACUGUUAUCACUACCGACAACAUUCCUUCUCAGGACUACGCUAAUCCUGGACAAUGGGACCACACUAUCACAUGAAUUUAUACUAUUGAAUACUGCUAACUACAAUAUUUGACUGAAUCAGUGUCUAGUCCUGGUUACACUCACACGUGGAAUUGUUCAUUCCCCAGAAAAUACAAAUCUGAGAUAUCCUUUUUUCUACCGACACCUAAGAGCCAUUGACGAAGAUGGUUGGGAUUUAUUUAGUACAGAAAUGGAAUUCUCAAAACUCUCUGCAUUGACACAGGGCUGGAGAAUCAGUCAUGUGAACAGUAAUUAUGAGGUAAGUCCUUUGUAAGUUAUAAAUUGCAGAUAUAUAACAACAAAAGAAGGCACUUCAGCAGAAGAGGAUUGUUUAAUAAAUUCUCUACCAUAUUUUAUGUCUUUUGUAAUCUAUAAAUGAAAAAACCCUGUGUAAAAUGUAUUUAAAAAAAUAAAUAUACUUUCAAAGGAAGAGAAAAGGAAAAUAAGUUAAAUUGGAAACUUGCUUGGAGACCAUCUUUAAAAGUUUGUAAACACUUUUUUUUCUAGGUAUGCCCAAGCUAUCCUGCUAGUGUCGUAGUACCUGCAAAGAUGUCAGAUGAUACUCUGAAGGCAUCUGCUCAGUUUAGACAGUCUGGAAGAUUUCCUGUUCUUAGCUACUAUCACAAACGAAAUGGGGUGAGAAUAUACAUUUCGUCAACAAAGUGGGGAGCUUGAUUUAGCAUUGCCUUGUAGUACUCAUAGUUUAUUUCAUAGACUCUGACAAUUUAGGUACAUGCUCGCUUUGAAUUUGGUUUUUUUUGUUGUGCUUAACAUACAUGUCAGUAGCUGCUGCACACCUCCCUUACAUGUAUGUAUGAAUUAAUCAGUGACUUUGAAUUGGUCUACUCUGUGUGAGUUAAUUGUAUGAAUGCAUGCACUUUAUUUUACCAUGAAUGAGGACAGUAUUAAACUCAUUGCAGGACAACAAUUUUUCUAACGGCUGUCAGAAGCUACAACUGCUUCACAAUCUUGCAUUAUUUUUGUUUUAGGGCUUAUGUUAAAUUGGAACUUAAUGAACAUUUUGUUGUUUAUAGAACAGCUUCUCUUUCAAAACAAAACCUCAAGCAAAUAUCAUUGCAUGAUACACAGGUUGUUCUUUUAAGAUGUGGUCAGCCAUUAACUGCGAUAGGAAGCAAGAGGAGUCGUGAAGAUGAGAAAUUGGUCAAUGCUACUUUAGGUGGUGAAACUAAAGGAGUUAUUAUUGACACAAGAUCGUCCACUGCUGCCAUGAACAGCAGAAGCAAAGGUAAUGGAAUAUUCUAUAUUAAAUACUCUUAAAAUUGACUCUUUAACUCCCAGAAGUGAUAAACAUGUAAGUUCUCCCUAUAAUAUCCAUACAUUAUCCAACAAACAGGUAUUGAGAAUACUCAAACUUAUCAAGUAGAAGUAGUUGUCUUGAUCUAAGACCAAAUUCUUGUAACUAAGUUAAAAGGAAAUGUGAAGCAGAUAGAGGGGAGAAAUAACAAACAGAUCUUGGGAGUUAUAGGGUUAAAGGUAAAGUCUGUACAAGUGGUCCACCAGAGCUUAUUUUGGUUUCCUUAAUACUACUGAAUGGGAUGUUAUUUACUCCCAAGUCAUUUCUCUUGAAUUUAUUUAACCUUCUGGUCACAUGACUACCAAGUAGUCAUGUAGCUUAUAAUUUGUUCUAUCACUUUCCUUCACCAACUGUGCUAUGUAACAAAUCAAUCUCAAUUUUCCAAUGUCUCAGACAUGAUGUCGACAAUGCUCAAAAUUUUUUGCGGUGAAACUACUUGGCUGUACCUUGUUUGCAGUGAAACAAACACACUUGGGUGUGCCUCGUGGCUUCACUGUAAUUAUGAACAUUGUUGAUGUCAUUUCUAUGAUUAGUAAGGUUGUAGACAUUGGAAAAUAAUUAUUGUGGUAGAUUUGUUAAAUUGACAAUGGAUCUUGAUCACAAAGCGCACAAGAAUUUCUACUAACAGCUAUUUUAAAAUCUUCCAAUAUCUGAUGAGGUAUUUUGCUGAAUGAUCUGCACAAUGCAGUAGAUGAUUUUUGUCUGUGUAAACUUUUUGGUGAAUAGUUGUUUGUUUAUUUUUGCAGGAGGAGGAGUGGAGCCAGAGUCACAUUACCCGCAGUGGAAGAGAGUUAAUCAAGGCAUUGAGAGAUACCCAGCACUUAUUGAUAGUAUUGCAAAACUUGCUGAGGGUAUGUGCAUUAACAGUGAUAAAAAGCAAAAAUGUUCAUUCCAUGUUCUGAAGACAAAUGGUGGAGAAGAAUCUGACAAGAACAAAUUGAUGUGUAUGGAAAUCUUUUGGCUAAAUGGCUCAGUGUGAGUAAUUCAGUCCAAAUAUUUCCUCAAAAUAAACACUUACCUUUUAGAUUCUUCUAAACAUUAUGUCUUUGGAACAUGGGAUGAACAUUUUUGAUUUUGGGAAUGCUCAAACAGGCCCUACUGAAGUUUGACAGUUGACACUGUCUGUAGUUGGAAAGUUAUGUAAUGCUCAAUAUUGUUGACAACUGUAUGUCUGCAUGCAAUAAUUCAAUGACAUACUUUGCCACUACUGAUAGAAGUCAUGAUUUCAAUAAGUCUUAACCAUGCAGAUUAAUUUAAUUUAAGUGAUACAAGAAAAAUAGUGGAUGGGAAGCCUAUUUAUUAAAUCUCUGGGCUCAAAUAGAAGGAGAAGAUUUCAAUUCAAAAACAAAAUUUUGAAUUUAGCAGGCCAUACAGUGAAGUAUUGUUUACAAAAUUGACCAUUCUUAGGGCUCGUAUUAACUUAGAGAUGUAACAAAAUACUGCUCUUGAUGAAAAUCAAUGAAAAGCACUCUAAAUGAACAACUAGUGUGCUAAUUAUUUCAAAGCCUCAGUAACUGGUAUGAUUUCAUGUCAAUGUUAUGGGAAAUAACAUUCAGUUAUAAACUGAGAAGUUUUAGUUUAGUACUGUGUUUAAACAACAGUGGAAUUUUUUGGGUUUUCAGCCAGUUUGGAUCAAAAACUCAGCAUGAACUCAUGGCUGUCAAAACUUGAAGCAAGCUCCUGGUUGGAUUAUGUUCAAAGUGUUUUAUCAACAGCUUGUUACAUAGCACAAUGCUUGGAUACACAAGGUAAAGUUAAAACCCUCAAACUCCCAAGAUCUGAUUGGUAAUUCUCCCCUCCAGCUGCUACACAUAUCCUUGUAAAUUAGUUAUGAGAAUUUGGUGUUAGAUCAAGACAACAACUUCUACCUGAUAAGUUUGAAUAUUCUCAUCAGCUGUUUGCUGGAUAAUGUAAGGAUUUUAUUGGGAGAAAUUUCAUGUUGAUAACUUCUGGGAGUUAAAGGGUUAAAUAUGACUCUGUUUUGUGUGAAACUGAAGGGAAAAAGCCUUUCUCUAUUGUGUAAAACCACAUGGCAGAUUGAAGAAAAUAAUAUUUCUUUUUUGUAAACUGUGUAUCUACAAAAGAGCACUUUCAUAAUCAAAGGCAUCAAAUAAUCAUAGGUUAACAGUGACACUUUUAUUUGAAACUGAUAAGAGUGGUUUUGUUCAGUUUUUGUCUCUUCAUUUUGGUAGUAAAAUUGGCACAGCCCAUUUCUAUUAACCAUGCAAUAAUGGUUAAAAUCCAAUUUAACCCUUUAACUCCCAUGAGUGACCAAGACAGAAUUUCUCCUUACAAUAUCAAUACAAUAUCAACCAGAUAAGUGAUGAGAAUAAAGGAAAAUAUCAAUUUGAGGAUAAUUAGUUGAUCCAAUACUAAGUUCUCUGAACUAACAUUAUAAGAAUUGUAUGGUUGAUAGUAAGGAGAAUUAUAAAUUUGAUCUGGGAGUUAAAGAGUUAAUGCAAACUCCAGCCUUUCCAAAGCUGACUCUUCAAGCACCAGUUCUUCCUCAGAGAGAAUGAAGGGCUUUUGCUCGAAAAGUCUGAUUUAGAAACUCUUUAUGGGGGACAAUUUACAUUUAAUCAACUCAGCUGAUAAUACAAACAUAUUUUGUGGCAACAGCUGAAUGGUUAUUUUCAAGUCAAAAUUUUGUUCUGUCUGGAAGCUUAACACUUCAGUCACUGACCAGCGCAGUUGAUUCCAAUUAUUAUCUUGCUUAUUAAGGCACAACUGUGUUAGUACAUGGUGAUGCUGGAACGGAUGCGACGUUACAAGUGACAUCAUUAACACAGGUUCUGUUGGACCCUCAUUGUAGAACAAUAAAGGGGUAAGGAAAACAAUUUUAUGAGUUAACUUUACAAUUUAUGAUAAAUCUUGGUUUCUUUGUGUCAACAGUUGCAAGUCAGGGAUGGUGUAACCUAUUUCACUUUAACUGAGGAGGGGGGGGAAAGGGGGGUCGAGGGAGGGGGUGAGGAAGGGGGGUUGGGGGCUUGUAAAAAAAAACGCAAGGGACGCGAGUUUGUCGAAGGGUCCUCCCUCAAAAAAUUUCGAAAUCUAUUCUCCAUAAUUAUCUCAUAUUUAAACAAAAUAAAAUAUCAUCCCAGUAAAAAAAGGGGAUUCAGCUACACUGUCCUUGCAAGUGGCAUCUUCACGGAAGCAUGGCGAUAUUGUACUCAUUUCACUGCAUUUUCAUUUCCCGUGAUCUUAUACAGGUUUGAAGGGCUGAUUGACAGAGAAUGGCUGCGUGGUGGCCAUCCAUUCGCGGAGCGGUGCGUCAAAGUGGGUUUGUCUACAAAUAGGUACAAGGGACAAGGCCCAGUUUUUCUCCUCUUCUUGGACUGUGUUUGGCAGGUUAGAGUGAUAUUAUUAUAAUAUAAUAUAAUUAUAGUGGCUGUUGGGUAACACGCAACAUUCAGUUGAAAAUGGCUGUUUAAUGCCAGGAGGAUAAGGUGAUUAUCUAACACUAAUGUGUUGUUUUCUUUACUUGUAGAUUUACCAGCAAUUUCCAUGUUCUUUUGAAUUCAAUGAUCGCUUUCUCAUCGCACUUUUUGAACAUGCAUAUUCCUCACAAUUCGGUAAGUAACCUUCCUUGAAAGAUAAAUCCGAGUGAAAACUUUCCUUGUACUGAAAUAUGACAUAGUUUCUUAUUUUGAUACUCAACAAUGUUUUUGUCGUCAAAGGUACAUUUUUAUGCAAUAACGAAGGCGAGAGACAAGCAGCAAAGCUAAAAUCCAAGACCAUUUCUUUAUGGUAAGCUACAAAUGUGUUUUUUUUUGUUUUUUUAUUAUUUUUUUUUUAACUAAGUAUUUGCCUUGCUUUCCUCGUCUAACUGUUCAAGGUAAUGCCCCUUCCUUUUCCUGAACAACGUGGCAAGAACAUCAUUGACACACUCGGCUUGGCCUUGUGUGACACUUUUUUCUUCUCACCAUAUUUCGACGUCAUCUGCGAUCUAUUACUGAACAGGCGUAGGGCAUCAUGGAAUAUAUUUGUUGAACUGAUUUCGAGUUGUCAAUAAUUAUCCACAUCUUCCUUCUUUCCUUUGAACAGGUCGUAUCUGAACCAAGCAGAUAUCCUGAACCCUCUGUUAAAUCCUAUGUACGAACCCAACAACUCUGUUCUGUGGCCUUCUGUAGCGUCUCAAAGUCUUGUAAGUCCACAGAUCUUACUGAAAGUUAUUACAUUGAAGGAAAAUAAUGUUUGUGAAACUAUAGAAUAUUAAUCUUUGCCUUUAAAAAGCAUUGAUGAAAAUUUGCUCUUUAAGGCGUUUUCAGAUGUAAAAGAGUAUAAUAGCAUUUAGAAUUUUGUUUUCAAUUUUACUAAAAUCCGACCUUAGAGGCCGCCAUUUUAAUAAUAAUAAUAAAAAAAAAAAAAAUUGGCAAGGUCGUUCACAUUUUCAAUCCCUUUCUACAGGUCCUGUGGCCAGGUUUAUUUUUAAAGUGGAGAGAAUCUAACAAGAAUGAAGAUAUCUUAUGGGAAGAAGUACGAAGAAUACAAGCAAUAAAUAUGGACCUGAAAAGCAAGGCUAUAUCGCUAAGAAGGUAACAUAGAAAUGAUGACGUAGAGUAAUGUCCACUCGAGGACUACAUAAGUUUUAUUUUUCUUCGCUUUGUGAUUGGUCUAGAAAACUCGCAUCAAUUUUUCAACCAAUCAGGUGCAAAACUAAACCUUAACGCCGUGUGCACGCUUUCCUUUUCCCGCUCUUUUGGCAGUUCGCCUGCUUUACUCUGAUUUCUCAUUGACCCUUUGAUAUAUUCUCCUUUGUUCCGAUUGCUCACCACGAUUUCUUUGUUUGUAGUGCUAAGACACUUCUGGAAAAGCGCUUGAAACAUGAUGGAAAUAUUGUUCAAAACCAAAAUUGUGCGCACUGAAUUCUCAAUUUGGUUUUCGCAACAUAGGAUUAGAAAAGGUUACCGUGAUAACUCCGUUCCAGUAAGUGUUUCCUCUAUUUUCGUUUCCAAUUUUUGUUUUACUCCAGAGAAUAUGCCGAACUUCAAGCUAAAGUACUGGAAGAGAGAAGAAAAUGGCAAGAAGAGCGAGAUAAAAGAGAAGACCAAGGCUUGUAAGGAGAGAACUGUGGUCAAACUGAUGUUGCGCGCCUUCAGUUAGGAACGUGCUAGACGAAUAGAUAAGUACUGCGAUCUUCGCUGGCAUUAGAAGAGAUAUACAAAUUUACCCUUUCUCUCCAAGGCGUUUCCAAAGAAUAGUUUCUCCGAACAAUAUUAAUGUACUAUCAAGAAGACAGGUGAUGAGAUUGAAGAAAAUAUAAUCAAGGGCAUACAUUUUGAUUUAACAACCAAUUCUCGUGACUAACAUUUUGAAACUUUGUAGGGGGGGACUGCGGGGAUAAUUAUAGUUCAGGUAAUGGGAGUGAAAGUGGUAACAAAGAUCGAAAUGAAACCAUGUCAGUGGUAAAGAGUUGAAGUAGACCAGAGGUAGAUCAGAGGAUCAGUUCUCCACGUUGGUACUCAAGUUAUACUGAGACCGGCUGCCAUCAGCAACAACAACAACAACAAAACUUUCUCUUUGUGUUCUUUACAUUUUACAAAUUAUAGGAAAUUUUACACGUAAUGAAAACUAAAAAAACAGUAAUAGUUAAAAUGGUAAAAAAAUUAUCACAGAUCAAAUAUUGUUAAUGGAGAGGGCAUAGCCAUUUAGAAAUAGCGAAUGUUAGUAUAUACUAAAACAGAGUAUAGCGUUCUGGUUGGCUACUAGAAUUCCUUACAUCCCUUGCUGGUCACCUCCAUGCAACUCGUAUGAGAUUUGCGCCCGAAAAUAUUUUUAUCGUUUCAGGAAUAAAUUAGUUCAAAUCAUCUCUUUGAGCGAUAUUAUCUCAAUGUGUUAUUAUAUACUAAGACAACCAUUCACCUCGGAGUCGGUGACAAGUGGUGGAUAUUUAAUUCGCGGCUCCGCGACUCGAUGAAUAUUUACUACUAGCCACCGACACUGAGGUAAAUAGCGGUUAAUUAUUUAGACGAGGUGACUAGGCCAUGCAUCUGUAUAUUUAAAAAAAUUCGGGAGAAAUUGGACAUGCAUUCAGUCAAGUGUUCGAGCACAAGGACUGUGCAUUCAUUGUAGUAUUACUACUUAAAAACUAGAUGAGAGCUCAAAAUUUCUGUGGUGUGAUAGUGAGGGUGAGGCUGAUUCAUCUAUCGUGAAUGAAAAAUUGAGAGCGAAUAAACGAAUUGAUCUGUAAAAAUCAAUAAGUUUUUCAAAACUCGAUAAUAAUAUAGUCUCAUCGUUUUUAAAAUUACUUUUUAACAACUACAUGACUUCCGAUAAACUUCUGUU